This is a messenger RNA of Aureobasidium pullulans EXF-150, 696 nucleotides long. RefSeq lists its product as uncharacterized. Gene Ontology annotation, molecular function: acyltransferase activity, transferring groups other than amino-acyl groups. The transcript has a single exon. Bases 1 to 696 code for a protein of 231 amino acids. The record is from RefSeq and is a predicted model, not a curated record. Lineage: Eukaryota; Fungi; Ascomycota; Dothideomycetes; Dothideales; Saccotheciaceae.
AUGUCAGCGCCAGUUCCGCAAACCACAAACUUCGCCGUCAAAACAAAACGCUUGAUCUUGCUACCAACUCCUCUAGCCAUAGACAAUGAAGCGUAUAGAUCUCUCUAUGCCUCUCUGCACCGCAUGCCAGAAUUCACAACCAUGGCUUUCGGCGAAUCCUGGGGAACCAAAGAUUGGACCACCUCUUCCGUACGAGAAAUCAUCGUCCGCGAAGUCGCCAGAUCUUGGAAGGUCAGAGGGAUGGGCGAUUUCGCCAUCGGUCUACGCUCCGAACACCAGAACCUCGAAAAUGAUGAUGAUGUCAGAGAACAUGGAUUCAAGAUUGUAGAGGCGGAGGUGCAGAGGCUGGAGGACGUGCGAUGGAUAGGCUAUGUGGGGAUCAGGGAUGCGACUACCACAUCUAUGCUUAAUGAGCUCACUGCUGUUCCUUCGAUUCGUGGAUGGCAAGAGAUGGUUGAGCUACGGUAUGGAUUUCACCCGGAUGCUUGGGGUAAAGGGUUUGGAACUGAAGCGGCAAAGGCGGUUAUGGGCUGGGGACAGCAAGAAAAGGGAGUACAGAGGUUUAUUGCUGAGACUGAGAGAGAAAACAAGGGUAGUGGAGGCGUGCUGGGCAAGUUAGGGUUCACGGAGAUCGAUGAGAGGACAGAGAUUGUCUGGGGCAUGGAGGGUACGAAGGAGUGGGAGAGAGGAAUCUGA